CAAAACAACAAAGUUCCCGCUUUCUCAAUUCUUUACUUCACCCUCACAUCCUUCCUCUCUUCAUUCUCGAUUCAUUUCCUACACCAAACCCUAGCUUUGUCACCAGACCAAAUCAAGCAAAUGGGGGUUCCAAUUGAUCCGACUCCGACUCCGACUCCGAGUGCGACUCCGACCAUGGAGUCAGAGUCGACUCAGAACGGCCAUUCGAAAACUCCCAGACUAUUCAUCAGCAAAAUGGAAAUGGAGAACUUCAAAUCUUAUGCUGGGAAACAAAUCGUCGGUCCUUUUCACAAGAGCUUUUCGGCUGUGGUUGGUCCAAACGGCAGUGGUAAAAGCAAUGUUAUUGAUGCUAUGCUUUUCGUAUUUGGCAAGAGAGCCAAGCAGAUGCGGCUUAAUAAAGUAUCGGAGCUCAUUCAUAAUUCUACUAAUCACCAGAAUCUGGACUGCGCUAGUGUCACAGUUUACUUUCAAGAAAUUAUUGAUUUGGAGGGCGAGAUGUAUGAAGUAGUUCCUGGAAGUGAAUUUAGUGUCACUCGGAAGGCGUAUCGUACCGAAAAAGUUGAAUAUUUUAUAAAUAAUCACUCAAGUACUUAUACUCUAGUUACAAAAAAGUUGAAAGAGAAAGGAGUAGACUUGGACAACAACCGGUUUUUAAUCCUACAGGGAGAAGUUGAGCAGAUAUCACUAAUGAAGCCAAAGGCGCAAGGUCCACAUGAUUUGGGUUUUCUUGAAUAUAUUGAAGAUAUAAUCGGAACCAAUAAAUAUGUGGAACCAAUUGAAGAAUUGUCGAAAGAGCUAGAAACUCUUACGGAGAAAAGGACUGGAGUUGUGGAGAUGGUAAAAUUAGCAGAGAAAGAAAGAAAUAGCUUGGAGGAUGUAAAGAAUGAAGCAGAGGCUUACAUGCUUAAGGAGUGGUCGCUUUUAAAAUGGAAAGAUAAAGCCACAAAUCUGGCUUCCGAGGAAAAUUCUGCUCAAAUGGGGGAACUACAAGCAAAACUUUCUCAAUUUGAAGAAAAUCUUAAAAGUGAAAGGGAAAUGAUUAAAGAAAAUAAGAAUAAACUGAAGAAGCUUGAGGUGAUGCACUCAGAGAAAAUGAAGUUCCAAGAGGAACUUGACAGUGAUCUUAAGCACUGUAGGGAUGAGUUUAAGGAGUUUGAAAGGCUGGACGUAAAACAUCGUGAAGAUUUCAAGCAUGUGAAACAAAAGAUUAAAAAACUUGAUGAUAAACUCGAGAAGGAUUCCGUAAAGAUCACUGAAAUUGAGAAAGAGUCCGAGGAGUCAACUAAUUUGAUUCCACAACUCGAAGGAGAUAUACCUAAACUGCAAAAGCUUCUAUCAGAUGAAGAGAGUCUCCUGGAAGAAAUCAAGGAAAACGCAAAAGUGGAAACUGAGAUAUACCGCAGUGAGCUCACAAAGGUCCGUGCUGAGCUGGAGCCUUGGGAAAAGCAAUUGAUUGAACACAAGGGAAAGCUCGAUGUUGCAUCCAAUGAGAGCAAACUAUUAAAUGAUAAGCAUGAGGCUGGUCGUGCUGCUUAUGAGGAUGCCAAAAGACAGUUGUGUGACAUACACGAAAAUAUUGAAACAAAGACUGCAAGCUUAAAAGAAAUUCAAAGUGAGUUGGAGAAAAGCAAGCUUCAGGUUCUGGAACAACGUAAAGUGGAGCAGGAUUGCCUUAAAGAGCAAGAUCAACUGAUUCCUCUUGAACAGUCUGCAAGACAAAAAGUCACAGAGCUCGUAUCUGUUAUGGAAUCUGAAAAGAGUCAGGGAUCAGUGUUAAAAGCAAUAAUGCAGGCUAAAGAGUCGAAUGAAAUUUCGGGUAUCUAUGGACGAAUGGGUGAUCUCGGUGCUAUAGAUGGAAAAUAUGAUGUUGCCAUCUCAACAGCAUGCCCUGGACUUGAUUAUGUUGUUGUAGAAACAACUGCUGCAGCACAGGCAUGUGUGGAAUUACUUCGAAGGAAGAAUCUUGGUGUAGCAACCUUCAUGAUCUUGGAAAAACAAGUUAAUCAUCUAUCUAGAAUAAAUGAAAAAGUAAAGACUCCUGAGGGUGUACCGCGCCUUUUUGAUUUGAUCACGGUCAAGGAUGAGAGAAUUAAACUUGCUUUCUUUGCAGCCAUGGGAAAUACAGUUGUAGCGAAAGAUAUUGACCAGGCAACACGUAUUGCGUAUGGUGGGGACAGGGAAUUUCGCCGGGUUGUGACAUUGGAAGGUGCCCUUUUUGAAAAAUCUGGUACAAUGAGCGGUGGAGGAGGCAAACCGCGUGGUGGUAAGAUGGGGACAUCUAUCCGGGUCUCCAGUGUUUCCCGAGAGGCUGUUACCGAUGCUGAAAAGGAGCUCUCAUUGGUUCUUGGCAAAUUAGAUAUGAUACGACAAAAAAUUAAUGAUGCAGCACGUAGUUACCAGUCUUCGGAAAAAGCAAUAUCACAUCUUGAAAUGGACCUAGCAAAGUGUCAAAAGGAGGUUGACAGUCUGAAAUCACAACAUGCUUAUCUUGAAAAACAACUUGACUCUCUAAAGGAUGCAUCAAAGCCAAGUAAUGAUGAGCUUGAAGCCCUGAAAAAACUUACCCGGAUUAUCUCUGGAGAAGAAAAUGAAAUUGCUAGGAUCACAGAAAGUUCUAAGAAUCUGAAAGAAAAGGCUUCGGAGUUACAAAAUAAAAUAGAGAAUGCAGGUGGUGAAAAAUUAAAAGGCCAGAUAUUGAAAGUUAAAAAUAUUCAGUCUGAUAUUGACACAAAGAGCACAGAAAUUAACCGUCACAAAGUUCAAAUAGAAACAGGGAAAAAGAUGAUUAAGAAAUUAACGAAGGGCAUUGAGGAUUCAAAAACAGAGAGAGAGCGGAUUUCUUUAGAAAAGGAGAAGCUGCUUGCCAACUUCAAGGAGAUAGAACAGAAAGCGUUUGCCGUCCAGGAAAACUAUAAGAAGACACAAGAGCGCAUUGAUCAACAUAAAGAUGGGCUUGAGAAAGCAAAGUCUGAGUAUGAAGAGUUAAAAAAGACCGUUGAUGAGUUGCGGGCAUCUGAGGUUGAUGCUGACUACAAGCUGAAGGAUAUGAAGAAGCUGUACAAGGAUCUGGAAAUAAAGGGAAAAGGAUACAGUAAACAGAUUGAUGACUUGGAAAAUGCUACUAGAAACCAAUUGGAACAGAUUAAGAAAGAUCUUGUAGAUCCUGAAAAGCUUCAAGAAACUCUGGCAGAUGCAAGUCUUCAUGAAGCCUGUGACCUUAAAAGAGGCAUGGAAAUGGUUGUGCUUCUAGAAUCACAACUUAAAGAGAUGAAUCCAAAUCUUGAGUCCAUCUCGGAGUAUCGAAAGAAAGUGUCCUUGUACAAUGAACGCGUGGAAGAGCUUGAUUCUAUUACUCAGCAACGUGAUGAGGUUAAGGAGCGACAUGAUGAAUUGAGGAAGAAGAGGUUGGAUGAGUUUAUGGCUGGAUAUAAUGCAAUAUCACUGAAGUUAAAAGAAAUGUAUCAGAUGAUCACGCUAGGAGGUGAUGCAGAACUUGAGCUUGUGGACUCUUUAGAUCCCUUCUCUGAAGGGAUUGUUUUUAGUGUCAGACCCCCUAAAAAGAGCUGGAAAUGCAUAGGAAACUUAUCUGGUGGAGAAAAGACUCUAAGCUCCCUCGCUCUUGUUUUUGCCCUUCACCAUUACAAACCUACACCGCUCUAUGUUAUGGAUGAAAUUGAUGCUGCUUUAGAUUUUAAAAACGUUUCUAUUGUGGGGCAUUAUGUUAAAGACAGAACAAAAAAUGCCCAAUUUGUAAUCAUAAGCCUCAGGAACAACAUGUUUGAGCUGGCAGACCGUCUUGUGGGGAUAUACAAAACUGAUAAUUGCACCAAGAGCAUCACUAUCAAUCCAACAAGUUUUGGGAUUUGUCAAAAAUCCGCAUAAGGAGUUUUAUGGGAUGCGCCAAAGCAUGGACGAGUUGUAAAAGGUGUUGUCGUUUAGAAGUUAUACAAUGUAUCAUUGUAUUUUUAUCUCAAAGUUGGUGUAAUUUGUUUUGAAUUAGAGCUGGUUACAAAGUAGUUUUAUCAUAUUUGUAGUUAUAACAUUAGAAGAUACCAGCUUCGGCGGAUGUUUAACUAAAUGUUCUAAAUCUAUUAUUUAUAAAAAAUAUAGUGUUUGUGUUUGAUUA
This is a messenger RNA of Daucus carota subsp. sativus, 4126 nucleotides long. RefSeq names its product structural maintenance of chromosomes protein 4. Gene Ontology annotation, biological process: mitotic chromosome condensation. Gene Ontology annotation, molecular function: ATP binding; protein binding; ATP hydrolysis activity. Lineage: Eukaryota; Viridiplantae; Streptophyta; Magnoliopsida; Apiales; Apiaceae. Gene Ontology annotation, cellular component: chromosome; condensin complex. The record is from RefSeq and is a predicted model, not a curated record. The coding region runs from base 121 to 3882 and encodes 1253 amino acids. The transcript has 28 exons.